CUGCCCGUAUUAACAGCCUACUGUAGAUAUGUCAAACAAAAUAACCGAUGCUCGCCUGGAAUGGCUGGAAGACACAAGGCGGCGAAAGAGCAUGCUCAUCAAGAAGCUUGAGGAGGAGGAGCAGAAGAUGUCGGAUGGAAAGGACGCAGCGUCUUCUGCGGAUGCCGCGGCAGAAUCGACGCCGCAGCACGAUUCCGAGGGCCAGCUGCCGGACGCGCUGGAAAAGUACCAGUUGAACAUUGACCGGUACAAGGAGGAGCUGCUUGCGAUUGAAAAGGAGUUUGAGUCGUGGCAGGAAAUGGGAUUUAGCCUGCCUGCGUCAAAAGGCGUCGGGACUGACGCCAGCACAUGAGGUUCCCAUGGCACGUCCUCGUAUCUUUCACUAUACAUAUUUGCUGGCUUGGCGGGUAAAUCUUUUUGCCUGCGCUUUAUCACGCACAUCAUGAAUUAUAUACGACAUCAUGACACCAUGAUCAAUGUUAGAUGAAUCAUUAUUUCUCCUUUUCCAUAAUUGAACAUGCAAUUGGCAUCAUAUGGUGGACAUUCGAUUGUCAAGGUGUAUUUUCCCUCGGAUUCCGGGGCAAUGUCUGAUGGUGCUAGGUGUCUCAGGCGGAUAAAACAUCGAGAAUGGACAUGAUGAUAUCUUGGAGUACAUUAUUCACACAAGCUCCCUCUUGGAUGACUUGUUCAAUUCGCUCAAGGCAUCCGGCCGCUGUUUGAAAGACAGACUUGAUGGCGUCCGACGUGAAGAGAUCCAGGCCCACCGUGUACAACUCGGCCACGUAGUCUUUGCACUCGAGACUACAGAAGCCAUUGGCAAUAUAGCACUGCGCGUGCGAUCCAAACGCCGCAU
Messenger RNA from Trichoderma atroviride IMI 206040, 853 nucleotides. RefSeq lists its product as uncharacterized. The record is from RefSeq and is a predicted model, not a curated record. Lineage: Eukaryota; Fungi; Ascomycota; Sordariomycetes; Hypocreales; Hypocreaceae.